Messenger RNA from Aaosphaeria arxii CBS 175.79, 810 nucleotides. RefSeq names its product NAD(P)-binding protein. The coding region runs from base 1 to 810 and encodes 269 amino acids. The transcript has 3 exons. The record is from RefSeq and is a predicted model, not a curated record. Lineage: Eukaryota; Fungi; Ascomycota; Dothideomycetes; Pleosporales. Gene Ontology annotation, molecular function: oxidoreductase activity.
AUGGCCGCUAACACUACCAUUCCCACUUGGAGCCUUGAGGGCAAGGUUGCCGUUGUCACCGGCUCAGGCCGUGGUAUCGGAAAGGAGAUGGCUCUCGAGCUUGCUCGUCGUGGCGCCAAAGUUGUCGUCAACUAUGCCAACAGUUCCGAAGCCGCCGAUGAGGUCGUCAAGGAGAUCCAGGCCAUGAAGACUGGUGCCGACGCCGUUGCUGUCAAGGCCAACGUCGCAAACACCAAGGAGACUGCCAUGCUCAUGGACGAGGUCAUUGCCCAUUUCGGCAAGCUCGACAUCUGCUGCUCCAACUCUGGUGUUGUCUCAUUCGGCCACUUCAAGGACGUCGAUGAGGAGGAGUAUGACCGUGUCAUGAGCAUCAACACCCGCGGCCAAUUUUUCGUUGCUAAGGAGGCCUACAAGCGAAUGGAAGUUGGAGGCCGAAUCAUCCUCAUGGGCUCCAUUACUGGUCAAGCCAAGGGGGUACCCAAGCACGCCGUCUACUCUGGCUCCAAGGGUGCCAUUGAGACCUUCACAAGGUGCAUGGCCAUCGAUGCCGGUGAGAAGAAGGUCACCGUCAACUGCGUCGCUCCUGGCGGCAUCAAGACCGACAUGUACCACGCAGUCUGCAGAGAGUACAUUCCCAAUGGUGACAAGCUCGACAACGACCAAGUCGAUGAGUACGCAGCUACCUGGUCACCACACAGCCGUGUUGGCCAGCCCAUCGACAUUGCCCGCGUCGUCGCCUUCCUUGCCUCCCAGGACGGCGACUGGGUCAACGGAAAGGUCAUCGGCAUUGAUGGCGCUGCUUGCAUGUAA